AAAGCAAUGAUAUAAGAGUUCCUUAUUCUUGACACAGUUAGGCCUUUGUUAUCUGUAAUUCUUCCACAUGUAUAUAGAUACACUCAAUAUUGCCAGUAUGGUAUACAUAUAUCCGGUCUUACUUUUACUUUCUUGUUCGAUUUCGGGCAUCAGUUGUCUUCUGAAUAAAGUCGAUCCCACGCCGCCCACUACAGCCUCCUCUUCGAACACCCUCGAUUCCCAGUUCACGCAUCAACUCCUUCUUCAAGAGCAACAACUCCGGAUAGAACUGCAGAAACAAAUAACAGGCAUCCAGUCUCAGAUACAAGCAAACAGACAGGAAGUAACUUUCUUUGUGAGGCUUCGUAACAAAAUAACCAAUCACCACCAAUCUACCAUUAUCGUCUUUGAUGACGUCCAUCUGAAUAAGGGGAACGCUUAUGACGCAAAUAUAGGGACAUUCACUGCUUCUGUCGAUGGCAUCUACAAAUUUGACCUGGUGCUUUCAAGUGACGUAGAAAACGGUCACGGAGAAAUGAUGCACAAUGGCGUCAGAGUCCUUGAUGUGUAUGCAGAUAAGCACAGCAGAUUUUAUGGUCGUGGAAGUGGUGCAAUCUUAGUGCUCAUGAAUAAAGGGGAUAAAAUGUGGAUUCAAAAUACGGACAUUGGAAACACAAUCAUCAAUGCUGGAGUUGAAACAGCAUUCUCUGGUCAUCUACUGUUUCUUGCAUAA
Messenger RNA from Saccostrea cuccullata (small rock oyster), 712 nucleotides. RefSeq names its product complement C1q tumor necrosis factor-related protein 3-like. Lineage: Eukaryota; Metazoa; Mollusca; Bivalvia; Ostreida; Ostreidae. Bases 68 to 712 code for a protein of 214 amino acids. The transcript is spliced from 2 exons. The record is from RefSeq and is a predicted model, not a curated record. Gene Ontology annotation, molecular function: protein binding.